Molecule: messenger RNA, 489 nt
Organism: Laccaria bicolor S238N-H82
Lineage: Eukaryota; Fungi; Basidiomycota; Agaricomycetes; Agaricales; Hydnangiaceae
Exons: 8
Coding region: 1-489 (162 amino acids)
Source: RefSeq, a predicted model, not a curated record
AUGAACUGCACCUCCAUUCAGCUCCAUGUGCACAAGCUAUUUUCGGCAUCAAGGUUUGGCAAGUCCACCCACAAGAAAUGGAUUUACUCUGAAGUGCCUCCCGAGCUUACGAAAUGGAACGCCGAUCCGUUCAAUUUUGGCAUUUGGUUUUGUGAAAUUGAGCUAGAAAAGAACCACCUCCCAAGUUUUGGGAAUAUGGCACCCAGCCGUUCGAAGUCGGCGUGCGGUUUUGUGGCAAAUAAGGUCCAUUGCCAGAAAUUGAGGCUUACAGGAACAACCCCCCGAGUUUUCGAAACAAAUUGGGGCUUGCAGGAACAACCUCCCAAGUUUGCGAAACAUGGCGCCCAACCGUUCAAAUUCGGUGUUUGGUUCUGCAGGGCAAUAAAGUCUCUUACCCUAGAAAUUGAGGCUCACAGGAACAACUUCCCGAGUUUUCAAAACAUAGCGCCCAACCGUUCAAAGUUGGUGUUUGGUUUUGCGGAGAAAUGA